UGCAUGCGGUGAAUGAAAAUGCACCUUCAAGAAAUUUUUGAGAUUUUCGAUUCUUUUUUAUCAAAAUUUACUCCAGUAUUUUAAAUAUUUUUAAUUACAAUAACAAGAUGAGUAAUGAUUACUACUCUGCAGUUUACGCAUGGUUUGACAAGUGCGGCAUAAUAGCAAACAUGCGUACACAUCUUCGACAGAAUUUGGUGAACGCGUUAAAAAAUAAAGACUUGUCUCUGAAAAAAGACAGCGAUUGUCCUAAGUCAGCCAAACAAUAUGUCUACGAUUUAUUACUAGCAGAGUAUCUAUGGACCCAAGAUUAUGUAUACGCACUGUCGGUAUUUGCUAGCGAAGCCCCACUCUUAGUAAAUUUUUAUAAACAAUUAUCAGGCUCACCCGAUGUUCCUGAAACAAAUUCAAAGAAACAUAAACUUCAAGCUGAUUAUGUGUGGCAUACUUUAGAAACCUUGGGCAUUAAACCCGACGAACCAAGAGGAAAAUUUAUUGUAGCGGAAUAUAGCGAAACUAGCAUGCCACUGCUUCUAUGUAUAUUAAAAUCCUUGGGAUCAUUUACAUGUAACGAUCCUAACAUAGAAUCUGUGGAAAACGAAAAACUUGUUCGUAAUCAAUGUACACAGACUGAUUCUGAUACGCAUAUAGAUGAUCCAGAAAGUACAAAAUUGGUGAUUGCAAAAAAGAAAUUAUUUCAUUUAAAGGAGUCAUUUGAAAAAGAAUUAAAAAAUAAAGAAAUGGCUAUAAAAGAACAAAUGUCUCUCAUGCAGCAACAACUAGUUUUAGUAGAAAACAAAUUAAGAGAGGCCCAGAAAAUAACGCAUUUCAUAAACACUAAGGAAAAGGUACUUGCAGAAGAGAAGCGAAAACACGCUCGCUAUUUUUUUGAGAAAGAAACCGAGUUAGCCUUUAAACAAAAUGCACUUUCACGAGAAACCGACAGACUGCAAAGAGAACGAGAAAGCAACAGAACGUUCGAGGAGGACUUAAAAAAAUUGCAAGAAGAACUUGAGAAAGUAAAAAGAGAAUUUCCAAAAAUUGAGAAAAGUGGUAAAAUCCCAACAAAGGACGUGCAGAUACAAACCGAUCAGGAUAGUUAUACAUCCGAUCAACAAGAAAAGAGACUACUUAAUCGAGAGAAACAAGAGCUCAGUAGUCUUAUUAGAGAACAGCAGUCUAGAAUAGAAGAAUUGACGUUACGAGCUGUAAGAUUGUCGCGACAAUUGGAAGAAGCUCGCCUUUCGAGAUCAACUAACGCUGAUAUUCAAUCACCCGUCCUUCAGAUUGUAAAUAGACAAACAGUCAUAAGUGAAAGCAGUUCAACGGAAGACAUAUUACAAGACGCAAAAAUGCGACUGAAGCGAUUGGAAGAAGAGAGUCUCAGAGCCGAACAGUAUUACUAUAGCUGUAUAAUCGCGUCGCCUUAAUUCCAUCCUGAGAGUAUCCUCUACAGUCAA
Messenger RNA from Orussus abietinus, 1460 nucleotides. RefSeq names its product reticulocyte-binding protein 2 homolog a. The transcript has 4 exons. The record is from RefSeq and is a predicted model, not a curated record. NCBI's taxonomy places the organism in Eukaryota, Metazoa, Arthropoda, Insecta, Hymenoptera, Orussidae. Gene Ontology annotation, molecular function: protein binding. The coding region runs from base 108 to 1430 and encodes 440 amino acids.